CCUGGGGAUGUGUUUCCAGCACAUAUCGAUAUUCACGUGUGGUGUCUGCCAGGCCUAAGUUUUCCUGAUUUCUCAUAUUUGUUGGAUGUCGGUCCAGUGCCGGGUCCGCAGCAACUUGAUCGGAACUACUACCACCUGUUAUCGUCCUGUGAACCGCUGGCCACUGGGUUCUUCGCUUCCGCUUCCAAAAGAGAUGCGUGUUCGUCCCCAACUCAUCGCUCUCGUCGCUCAUUAUGUCCAUUUAAAUGCCACCGCGUUCUAAGCCCCGCAACGCGUCAAGACAUAUGAAUUCGCUGUGGCCGUUGAAAGCCGCCGACGACGGCGCCGAUCCACCCAAGGGCCCAGUGGAUGUGGCAGACACGGGCGUUGCUGACCUCGGACCCAACACAGCCGGCACCGCACCCGGCCGCCAGCCCGCUCGACCACCGCUGCAACGAAACCAGAGCCAACCCCUUCCGCCCGCACAGCUCCCUCCGCCACCAGCCAGCCAGCCGCCCGACUCGCUCUCCCUCGCGCAGCUGAGGCGUAUAGUCUCCGAGUUCCCCCGCCUAGAACCCGUUGCGUACGACUUCAAAUACUCAGACACCGCCCCCCAUGCGGAGGAGAUCGAGGAGUGGUUUGUCUACCAGUUUUGGCAAUGGAUUCGGUUGAACUCUGCCCAGCGAGCCUUCGAGUGGCAAUGGGAACACGAUAUCGCUGCCAGGCAGGAUGAAAUCACCUGGGACCAGGCCGACGACGAGAUUAGGACACAUUUUAUCCUGCAAGCUCUGGACGGAGUUAAGGCUGACGACACCGCCACCCGUGUCGCCGCGAUCGGGAGGCUCACGUAUCUUGUUCUCGGCCGAUGGGCAGACACCGCCGGCGCUGCCCCCACCGGUGACAGAGCGAAGAUUCGAAGCGUAGCCGCCCCUGCGCAGCUUGCUGCGAUUAAUGCCAGUGUCAAGCUCAUCGCACAGUGGGAUGGCAUCCCCGUCAUAUGGGCAGCCUUGCGCAACGCCUACGAAUCAUUAUGGGUAGAUGAAUCCCUUCGGCCACAGGGAAAUAGCCUGCAGGAGGCCCAGGACGAACUUAUGAACUUGAUGACCAUCAUGUACAUGUGUAUACAGGAAACGUUGAACGACCAGGACGGCAUGGGUACCGUGUGCGAAAAGCUUCUGGAAUUGGAACCUCAUCUGACCAUCUUCAUGCUCACGGCGUCUGCAAAACUACGAUGGCAGGAAGUUAACAUCUUACCCGCAUCUCAGACUCUUUUGCUUUUGUGGAAGUCGAUUCUUCUUGAAUUUGGCGGGUCCAACGAGAUUAUGGACACCAAGAAGGCUCUUAGAGAAACGGCUACGGACGACAAGGAGAAGGAUCUUAUCACGACCACACCUCUAGACUACCAUGUCUUCCGAAGAGAGAUCACCUCAAAAUACCCAGCAUACGUACCUCCCCAACCAUUAUUGCCUCUCGAAGCAGAAAAUACCUCUCUCCUGCCCCCGUUACCAAACCAUUCCACUAGAAAUAAUAGCUCGAAUGGGAUCAUUCCCGCGCCCCCAGGUAUGCAGAACGGUGGGGCCUCGAUCCUACACCAACCCGUCCACAUCGCCACCCCAGCGCCGUCCCCCCCGCCGUCCCCGGCCGCUGGAGGAAAAGGAGGCAAAAAGCAGAACUACCAGACAAACCAGAACUUUCCGUUCAUGUAUCCGCCGUUGGAUGCUACCAGCAACAGCGCAGGUGGCAAGGGUACGGCCGGCCUUCAGGACUCCCUUGUCGGUCGGAAAUGGGAAGGUAGCGACGUGCCCGCGUCCAUCCUCGAAGCCGGCGAGCUCUUCUCGAGGCGAGUGCGCAUGACCCGAGCUACGAGGCAGCUAUGGGAAGAGCGCGAGAGAUUUCAAAAGUUUGAGAGAGGCUGGGACCCUUCAGACGAUGAUAUAGAAGAUCUAGACCUCGACGCCCUAUCUCUAAAUGACGAUGUCGAUGACGAGAAGCUUCUCGAAACGAUCGAAAAGCGACGGACGAAAGCCCGAGGAGCCGAGAUUGACUAUGGACCCGACCCAAACGUGGACCCAAAGGUCAAGCGACGGCUGGAGGCUAUCGAGUCGUUUUACGCCGCUGUUCUGCCGCAGCUUCAAUCCCUGGUUAUAGUCCUCAUGAAGGGCGUAUUGUUCAAUGUGACCGCGUGCAUCGCCCUUCCUAACGGUGGCCCGCAGCAAUCUGGGAUCUCUGGGAUCAACCAAACUCGGGUCAACGGCGGGCCUGCUACGUACAGGUCUCAAGACAGCUCCUCGGGCGUCAACAACUCGCCAAAUCACGACGGCGCCGAGCUUUCCUUGGAGGAGAUCGAUGCUACUAGGUGCAGAGAAAUCGAAUCGAAAGCGGCUACGGGAAUUAUUCUUUUGCUUCUCAAAUGGCUGAAAGUUUCGCAUAUUUUGAAGUUUGAAUACUUGGGGCAACUACUGCUGGACUCGAAUUAUCUACCCCUUGUCCUGAAGCUGUUCGCGCAUCAGGACAUUCAACAGGUAGUCGAUAGUAGGGCCGAUCGUGUUGAAUAUAGUUUCUUUCAAUUCUGCAACGACCGCGCCGCUCCAGCGGAGAGACCGCCAGCAGAGGUAACCGGGGCCGAUGGCGCCGAAUAUGAAAGCGAUGAUGAGGCCGCGCCACCACCUAUAAAAAGGCGGCGAUCGCCACCGGAACAAGCAGGGGCGUCGGCAGAAGGAAGCGAGGCCGUGAGCAACAACGAGGGCCAAGUACCCGCUCGCCCCGAAGUAGACGAGCUAGGUUAUCCAGUGAAUCCUCUACCAAAGGAGCCUAUCACGGACUUUUCGCGCCGCAAUUUCUUCUCACUCAUCAACUACCUGCGGAUCAUGCAGAAGAUUUGCAAGAACAAGGCCCACCGUAACUUACUACUCGUACAGUAUAAGUCGUCGAACAUCAUACGCAAAUCCCUCAAGGUGCCGCAGAAUGAGCUGCGGCUCUAUACGCUCAAGCUCUUCAAGAAUCAAGUGCCCUACUGCGGCCGUAAGUGGCGGCAGAGCAACAUGCGUGUCAUCACGGCGGUGUAUCUACACUGCCGGCCCGAGCUCCGAGACGAGUGGCUGGCGGGCGGUGACCUGGAGACGGAAAUCGACGACGCGCUCCCUCUCGAGCAGGCGCUCCGAAGCUUGACCCAUUGGUUCAAUGUGCGGAGAUAUCCGGACCAGAUGGCGCCAGAGAUUAGAGAAGCACUCCGAAACGAGCAGGACUUCUUCAAGCGCGAGCUCGAAAAGCUUGACGUAUGGGCUGACGUAGGUCAGGUGGAGAGUCUGAAUGGCGGCGAGUGGGAGCACCUCGGGCACGGUUCCGCUUACGGCUGAACAUUUCCACCGGAGAGUGCAGAGGACGCGCGAGUAUCCCCGUGGC
Molecule: messenger RNA, 3381 nt
Organism: Durotheca rogersii
Lineage: Eukaryota; Fungi; Ascomycota; Sordariomycetes; Xylariales; Xylariaceae
Product: N1221-domain-containing protein
Exons: 7
Coding region: 246-3335 (1029 amino acids)
Biological process (GO): cytoskeleton organization
Cellular component (GO): cytosol
Source: RefSeq, a predicted model, not a curated record